Messenger RNA from Diutina rugosa, 1875 nucleotides. RefSeq lists its product as uncharacterized. NCBI's taxonomy places the organism in Eukaryota, Fungi, Ascomycota, Pichiomycetes, Serinales, Debaryomycetaceae. Gene Ontology annotation, molecular function: sequence-specific DNA binding; zinc ion binding. Gene Ontology annotation, biological process: regulation of transcription by RNA polymerase II; rDNA heterochromatin formation; silent mating-type cassette heterochromatin formation. The transcript has a single exon. The record is from RefSeq and is a predicted model, not a curated record. The coding region runs from base 1 to 1875 and encodes 624 amino acids.
AUGACUGAAACCCGGAGGAUGCCAAUCAAGGUGUUAUACACUUUCGAUGAUUCACAAACACCAUUCCUUCUUCGAACUCAAACUCAGUUCCCCGUCAAGUUGGCGGAGAUAGCUGGUGCCAAUGGUGACCCCAUGACCGUCGGUGGCGUCGACCUCAAACUUUGUGCGAUGGAAAUCGUCCAAGGGUCACCCGACAACUUCAAGCUUGACAGUUGUGACUACGCUGUCUACUAUAAGGACAUCACCGAACAGCCCGACGAACCUUUUGUCGGUCACGGAAACCUCAGCCAAUUCCUCAAUGGCAACGAACUGAGAAUGGUGGCAGGAAGAGUAUGCCAGAAUAUGAGUGCCAAUUUGUUUGGAGAUGAUCGUGAAGCUCUGUGGACGUUGGAGAUCCGACUCAAGCUCAACACCAUCGAAGUAUUUGGCGGCUAUGACAAGAAACGUCAGGCUGAUUCCGCACCGGCGACGUCGGGAAAGAGGUCACGCAUUGGAUCGGCGCUGGGCGCCGUCAAGGCUACUCGCACAAAGUCGCUUCCAUUGUUUUCGGCGACUCCGCUGUUGUUAUCCGUCAUGAAUGCCGAUCAGCAAAGCCGCGAACUGCGGUUUGAUCAGAAUCUGGUCAAAGACCGAUUCAAGCUGGCGCCAUUCCUCCAAGACAUGAACCGACAGGCGCGGAACAAUAAGUCAGCUUCAACCCCGACCGCUCGUGCCAUGCGUACUCGGCUGGUCUUAACGAACUACCCCCUCCAAUCACUGCCUAUUCACGAAGAGUUGAGUGACGAAACGGAUGACCUCGACUAUAAUGGCGACUAUCGCGCUAAUGACUACACCAAUAGUUUCCGCACCAACGAUGAUAAUGAAGACACGUUCAUGCUUGAUCAUAAGUUCCAGGCUCUUCCAGACGUUGAAGACUUGGACUCCAAACGUUGCCAUAUCGUGGCGGGUAAUACAUUACCCGAUAACCAUGGGCUUUGUUGCAUUAAUAACAAUUGUCGGGCUGAAAUGCUGCCUUCAUGGAGAUACAUUGAAACUGGCUUCCACUCUAACUACCAUGAAAUCCCUCGUGAAACAGACAAGUUCGAUAAGCGGCUCUACGAAGGAAUGUAUGGCCCUUUAUGUAACGCGUGUUACCUCUUUUUGAGGGCGAAAGGGUUCAUGCGUCCAGAACUGGUGGUACGCAAGUAUAAGCAGCAAAGAAAAUUUAAGGAUGAGCGCAGAAAGAAGGAGCAAAAGCUGGAUAAUGAAGGCGAUAAUAUCUUGCAUUCUGAAUCACACCGCAACUCAUGCUCAAAGCUAGCACUGUCACCCUCCAAAUUUGCGACCCCCCUGCAUACUCCCCUGGUGAUCAACCAGGCCAUUCAAAAACAACAAAACACAGUGGGACGUACCCCCAACAACGAAUUUAACGAUCUCAUGAACCAAAUCAAUGCAUUUGGUGGGCCUUUAACUGAUAUCGAUUUGCCCCUGGAUGCUGGCAUCACUCCCAUGGGCGUUACUCCUCCAAUGAUAGCUGAGAAAUUGAACACCCGCGUGAUCAAUCUUGAUGACGUUGGGAUUGAAGAGGAUGACAAGGAAAACUUUCCACCAGCAUCGCAUCACAUGGAAUUAGUUGAGUUUGAGGCAUUGCUUGCCAAAUCAAUUGAAGAUACAAAGAAUGGUGAUCCUCAGACUGAUUGGCAAGCAUUGUUUGGUGACAACUUGACUCCUCUUGAUGGGGAUGAUGACAAAGUCACCCUCAUGCCGUCACUGCCGGUUUUAGCCAAGCUGUCGCCUCCACCUGAGGCCUCACGCACCGACACCGACAUGUCUUGGGUCCAACACAAGUCUCUGACACCAAAUACCGAAUUCUGUAAUGAUGACGAAAAAUCCUAG